CCUGCCAGAAGAUGACGACAUAUUUCAACUAGUAGGCAGGUGAAUAGGUUGCUUUCCCGUCCUCUCUGGAGCCCAUUUCGUCGGCGUCCGGUUCAUUUCCGUGGCCAUUGUUGCGUUGCCGCAAACUCAGUUUGACUAGCUUCACGUCGGGACCUCCCUCGGAACAUGCAUGACCGAGCGGUGGCAGCAGCCAACGAGAGACCGUGUGGAUAUUGCAACACUCCUACUUGGAGACAACUUCUUGGAGUGAAGAGCCGAUCGAUCUGUAUCCUGGCCCGCACUAGAUCCUGCUUUGGGGGGAUCAGCAACCAUGAUGGGAAUGGGAAUUGCUAUCGUACAGUGCGUGUGGCCUGCGGGACGACUUCCAAGUUCCAACGUACCUGGUAUCGGUACUAGCUAGCUAGUACUGGUAGUAGUAGUCUACCAGGUGCGUACCGUACCAUACUGUAUUGUCUUCGAGAAGAACGUGAAUAAAGAUCUUGCGGGUCUGGUCUACCAGCAUUUCAGCGACCACAAUGCAAACCACCCGGGCGGUGUUUUCUUCGGUCAUCCGACAUCGAUCUCCGACAUCCGACCAUGGCACAUGAGAAGAAACGGCGACGAUUUGACCCACCCGUGCAUUCAAUUCUUUCGUGUGGACCCUAGCUUUUGCUGAAGGAACCUAAUAGUCAACAACUCCAAUCCAUCCAGGUGGUGCAUCAACGAUAAUAAGGAAAGGAAAAUGGUGGAAGGAAAUCGAAUAGAAGAGUCCCAGAAGUUUAGCGUGGAGGUUGGUUGCAGAAGACCAUCACGAUACUCACGCGACCUCUCCAAGAGCCGUGUUCUUCUGCUUGCCUUUGUCUUGCUGGCAUCAUGGUCCACAGAGGAUACAAGAGGUAGCAGUGUCAUUCUUCAGGGUGUGGAAGCAGACGACCCGAAUCUUCGCACAACCAAAAAGAAGAAACCCGAGAUACCCCAAGCUAGUAUGACCAUUCCCAUGCACUACGAAUCUGGCUCCCAUCAUGUUUAUGCCUGGAUUGGAUCUCCCAUGCCACAACGGCAAAUUUUGAUCUUAGAUACGGGAUCUCGGUACAUGGCAUUCCCCUGCGAUCCCUGUCCUGAAUGUGGUCGUCAUGCAUCCACAAAGUACUUUAACGACACUCCCUCCACUACCCAUCGUGACAAUUAUCACCCCAACUGUAUCUUUGCCAAGGCCAAGAAGAAAAAUGCUCCUGAUGACUCUUGUACCUUUGAACAAACCUAUUUGGAAGGAUCCAGCUGGAAAGCGAAGGAGGUGGAAGAUAUGGUGUGGUUGGCAACUGCCGAUCAGGAGGAGAGCAUUGAAGAAUAUAUGCCUCAUUUGGCCAUUCCCUUUACAUUUGGGUGUCAGAACCAUGUCACAGGAUACUUUGUUCAUCAGUACAGUGAUGGCAUUUUGGGCAUGGGCAAACAAAUGGACAAGAACUCUCUUCUGCAAUCCAUGAUACAAGCCGGUGCCAUCAACCGUGCGGCCUUUGCCAUGUGCUUGUCACAAACGGGUGGUACAUUGUCCUUUGGUGGAAGCGGUCUGGCGCGACCAGAUGUCAAAGCACUUGAGAACCCCGAACAAUAUCACUUGGGACAAAUGUAUUUUUCCAAACUCACACAAGACCAUGGUCUCUACGCCUUGGAUGUGUACCAAGUCUUUAUUGGUGAUUAUUGCAUGACCUGCGACGAUACUCCGGAUCGCCUUACCAACGAACAGCAUGAACGAAUCUUGACAGUCUUUGGUUCUGGCAAGGGAACCUUGUUGGAUAGUGGCACGACCGAUACGUACUUUCCUCGAGCCGCCGAAAAGAUCUUUGAAAAGGUUUGGGAAGAAAAGGUUGGAUCCAGGCUCGAACCCAAACGAGACUAUACGUAUGAAGAGUUCUUGCGCAUGCCGAUUAUCACGGUCAUCUUUAACCCCAACGCGACAUUACACGCCCAUCCGUGUUCGUACAUGGAAGGUGUUCCCAUGGACUUGAAUGCGACCAAACCCGACAUAGUUAUACCUUGGACGGGCAAACGAAAACUGACAAUCCGCCUGUAUAUGGAAGAAAACGAAGGAGCCGUGUUGGGUGCCAAUUUCAUGUAUAAUUACGAUGUAUUGUACGAUUUGGAACGUCGGCGGGUGGGCUUUGCCCGUGCCAACUGUGGCUUUGAUCGUGAGGCCCAAGCACGGCUCAACAAGGAUCGGGGUGGUGAUGGCAAUGGUAAUGGUGACAGACGAUUGUUGCCACGGAAAGUAUAUGAACUGGAUUAAUGCACGCAUAAUCAAUAGCUUUCAGUUGCUAGC
Molecule: messenger RNA, 2296 nt
Organism: Seminavis robusta
Lineage: Eukaryota; Bacillariophyta; Bacillariophyceae; Naviculales; Naviculaceae
Source: the annotation of a GenBank genome assembly